This is a messenger RNA of Symbiodinium sp. CCMP2592, 3264 nucleotides long. The record is from the annotation of a GenBank genome assembly. NCBI's taxonomy places the organism in Eukaryota, Dinophyceae, Suessiales, Symbiodiniaceae.
AUGCAUGCGUGUGGGUGUGUGUGUUCCUUACACUUCGGCUUCAAUUUGUCACGAGGAAGACGCAACUUUGCACGGACCACCAGCCGGACAGAUACACCUUCCUUCAGCAGGCGCAGACUGUUCCUUAUCUUGAUCCCUCCGAGCCUACCAGCGACAAUGAUCCGGAUGCAAAAAAAAACAUGCGUCAGCAUCUGGAAGAACUCGAAGUGUCCAAUCCAGCAGAGUUUGCAAGCCUGCUCGCCGACUAUUGCAAGGAGUGCUUGGGCUGCAUUUUUGCAGGUUGAUUCCCCACGCUCUGCUCCUUCUUUCAUCUGCAUUCCAAGGUGCCCUAAGCCAGGGAAAGGACGAUCGCGAGUGCAGUACGAUUGGAGCCGUGUCAGGAGGAUUCGGAAGUCUGGAAGGAGGGCAGAGCGCGUGAAGUUCCAAUGUCCCGAAUCGAAUUUGAAGACUGGUCUGUCCCCCUCGGCCAUCGACCAGAAGUGGAAGACAAUGUUUGCAGACAAGUCUGUGAUGAAGGACCAAGUGGCAUCGAAUGACAAAGCUGGCAACUUCGCAGGUUACGAGCAAGCUGUGGCGAAAGAAGAUGUGGUGGAGUCGCGGCAGCCGACAGAUUUGUCGCACAACCGGCUCGUGCAGACGGCUAGGGACCUUCGGCUGGAUCUAGAGGACGAGGCAGCAAUGGACAUCGGCAUUUUGCCGAGCAGUGGCGGCAGCUUGCACGCAAUAGCUGGGCCCGCCCCGCCUGCGUUGCCGAGCACCUCGUCUGUCAGAGGCAAUGUGACCCAGGAUGCAGCCGUGAAGGCCAAAGCCAAAGCCAAACCGAAGGCCCGAAAUGGCGCUUCCGAGAAACCAGCCUUGGUCGCCAGCAAAAUGCGGAAGGGCACAACCAAGGUUUGGAAUCAGAUGGUAGCACUCGUGGCGGAAGCUCAGAAAACCGGGGAAUCUAUGCUGCACCAAUGCGCUGAGGAACAUGGCACGGCGGAUGAUGCAAGGAAGGCAGACACGUCCUAUGCAGUCGUGGAGCAGAGGAUGAAUUGUUUGCGUAUGCUGUCCAGCGAAACCCGUGCCAAACCGUCUGAAGAGUCUGGGCUGAAGAUCUUGGCUGAGCUCAACAAAGACUCGUACUUCAUGGAGCAGGGAUGGCCUUGGGGAGCUGCUCAGACAGUGGGCCAAAUGACCUAUGUGAGGCUAACCGCCAUUGAGCUUCAGCGAACCGCAGAGGCUGUGCACCAGAUGGCUGCUGAUCACCGGGAUGCAAUAGACUUGGUGAAAACAGUGGCAGCGUCUGUCAUCUCUGAAGCAACAUCGUGGCGAAACCAUGUUGCAGCCCUACGCAAAGCGAGGGAUGCAGAACAGAAGGAGUUGGAAAGAGAUGCAAAACGCAGGCGCAAGAAAGAGGAGGCAAAGCGCAAAGCUGACAAUGCCAAAGCAAAAAAGGCGGCUGACAAAAAGGCCAAGGAGGAGAAAGCUGCUGCGGCAGCUGCAAAUGCGGAGGGUGAGGACGGUGAGGAUGGCGACAAUGGUGAUGAGGAUGGCGGUGACGGCGGUGGUACGGAGGGCAAAAAGAAGAUUGCGCGUGGUCCUGCGCGUGCACGGGGAAAAUCGAUACAGGCGGAGAUGGAUGAGACUGACCCGGCCCUGCUGCAGUCUUGGGCCGCAAGCUCCACUUGGCCGAAGAACAAUUGCAUGCUGGUUUGCGAUUCCACAGUUGAUCUGGCAGGACACAUCGCCAAGACUGCUGGAAUGGUGCCUGCUGUUGCGCGCUUGAGACGCUCCGCUAUCAAGAAGACCAUCGAUGUGCGAGUCGUGGACGCAGUGAACAUGUCUCGAAUGCUUGCGCAGGAGCUGGCUUCCUUCGCCUCGGACUUCCAGAUUAAGCUGCAGAGUACUGAUGCGUUGGCGCUGGACCUCCUCGUGCAGAAGCAUUGCGAUGAGCAGAACAAUCAGAAUCUUCAGUUCGUGGGCAGGGACCACUUGAUUGAGAGGUUUUCUGCGCUGGGUGACAGCGACGAUGAUAAGCGCAAGAGCCAGCUGCGCUACCAGGGCGUAACCAUGUGUGCAAGUGCCCAGGGCUCGCGAUUUGCAGGAUUCAAUCCGAUGGGCUUGCCAGCCGUGUAUUGCCACGUGAACAGUGAGAAAAUCCUUUGCCUGCUCGACCUCGAAGAGGCAAUCUUCUGGUACUGUGACAAAAACAAUCUGUCGGUCGAUCCUGAGAACGUGCCGCCUCUCAAGGAAGUCAUGAAGUUUGUUGCAGGCCAGUACGUGACCACUGAAGAUCCGCUGGAUUACUUGAUAUCCCUGCGCGGUGUCACGCUAGUUCCCGGCGACAUCCUUUACAUCCCCCCUUGCCAAGUGAUAGUCGAAAAGACGCUGCGCGGCAGUGCAGUGGGGGUACGGGCUGCACCAACUUUCUUCCACCGUCGCUGCUACGACCUCUGCAAACUCUACUUGACCGUGCACUCCGGGGACUUCCACGCGAAAAUCAUGGCUGAAGAGUUCCGCAAGUUGUCUUUUCCUUACAAAAUGACGCUGGCGGAGGCCGUCGGUGUCUCACAGUCGGAGAGUUCGCCAAUCGAAGCCGAAGCCCGUCUUCAGCCAGACGGCACCAUGGUGGGUGUCGACAAGCCCACCAAGCAGGACGAAGAGCCCAUGGAGGACAUCCUCAACAGCUUCGUGGACAUGUGCGACGAUGAGCGCCGUGCGCUGAUCCAGCAUAUGGACAAUGCCGAGUUGACGUUGCACAUCAAUAUGGCAAAGGCCCACCCCGAGUGCAGGAACUACGAAAAGUACGUCGUGGUCGAGCUCCUCGGAAAGCCCUGGGACGAAGAUGGGGACAACAAUCGGGAAAUCGGAGGCGCAGGGAGAGAUGUGCGUGCAGAGAUUUUUGGAUGGUACGAAUUCCUGCAGAAGAAGAACAUCAGGUUCUCUCCGGGCUUCAGUAGCGGCCUUGAUGCUUCCUCAUUGCAACAAUCACGGGCAGACUAUCUGAACAGCUUUGUGGAUCUGGGUGAGGAGAAGCGACGUAAGUUGCUCCGGGACACGAGCGAAUCCGAGCUGCUUUCGGUGCACAUCAAGGCUGCGAAGGCCCAUCCCAAGUGCGAGAUGUAUGAGAAGGAAGCCAUGGAGGUGUACGGCGCAGAGGAUGGUUACACGCUUGGAGACCCGGAGGGCGAUGUGCUAGAGGAUGUCCUUGCAUGGUACCAGUUCAUGCAGGAGAAGAAGUUCACGUUUUCCCAGAAAUUCGAUGAGGCUGCAGUCCCUUAA